AUGACCACCAUGCAGAGGCUGCUGCAGCUGCCGGUGAGCGCCGUGAACAUGGUGAAGACGGUGCAGAACCAGGUCCAGGGGAACCAGGACGGGGACAAGAGUCCGGUGCUGACCCCCGACGGUGUCCAGCAGACGUGGUACAGCGCCCUGCAGCCGGACGAGCUGCGCCACCUCCGAUCUGGAGGCACAGGUGGUGGAGGUGGUGGAGGUGGAGGUGGUGGAGGUGGUGGAAGAGAACAGGAUGAGGGAGCAGCACUGGAUGAAGGUGGCGGCGGCAGCAUUUUUCAAAAUCAACCUUUGCGACACGACGACCUGAAGGAGAUGCUGGACAGCAACAAAGACUCACUGAAGCUGGAGGCGAUGAAACGGAUCGUGGCCAUGAUCGCCCGAGGAAAAAACGCCUCAGAUCUCUUCCCUGCUGUGGUGAAAAACGUGGCGUGUAAAAACAUAGAGGUGAAGAAGUUGGUCUAUGUUUAUCUGGUGCGUUAUGCUGAGGAGCAGCAGGAUCUCGCUCUGCUCUCCAUUUCCACGUUUCAGCGAGGAUUGAAGGAUCCAAACCAGCUGAUCAGAGCGAGCGCCCUGCGAGUCCUCUCCAGCAUCCGCGUCACGAUAAUCGUCCCGAUAAUGAUGCUGGCCAUCAAAGAAGCUGCUUCCGAUAUGUCUCCAUACGUCAGAAAGACUGCUGCUCACGCGAUUCCCAAACUCUACAGCUUGGAUCCAGAACAGAAGGACCAGCUGAUUGAAAUCAUAGAGAAACUCCUCGCUGACAAAACAACGCUGGUGGCAGGAAGUGUUGUCAUGGCUUUCGAAGAGGUGUGUCCAGAACGCAUCGACCUGAUCCACAAGAACUACAGGAAGCUGUGUAACCUCCUGAUCGAUGUGGAGGAGUGGGGGCAGGUGGUCAUCAUCAACAUGUUGACCCGCUACGCCAGAACGCAGUUCCUCAACCCAAACAUGAAUGAGACGCUGCUGGAGGAGGGAGGGGACAAGACCUUCUAUGGCUCUGAUGAUGAUGAGGAUGAAGACGAGGAGGACGACAACGAUAAGAAAGCCGAGGCUGCCACCUUAGCCAAGAGGAAACCGUAUGUGAUGGAUCCAGAUCACCGGCUUCUUCUGAGGAACACAAAGCCACUGCUGCAGAGCCGCAACGCAGCUGUGGUGAUGGCUGUGGCUCAGCUGUAUUUCCAUCUUGCCCCUAAAGCAGAGGUUGGGGUGAUCGCCAAGGCCCUGGUGCGUCUCCUGAGGAGUCACAGUGAGGUCCAAUUCGUUGUUCUCCAGAACGUGGCAACAAUGUCGAUCAAGAGAAGGGGGAUGUUUGAGCCGUACCUGAAAAGUUUCUACAUCCGCUCCACUGACCCAACCCAGAUUAAAGUCCUCAAGCUGGAGGUUCUCACUAAUUUGGCCAAUGAGACGAACAUCUCCACCAUCCUCAGGGAGUUUCAGACGUACAUUAAAAGCAUGGAUAAAGAUUUUGUGGCUGCUACGAUCCAAGCGAUCGGCCGCUGUGCUACCAACAUCGGCGAGGUGAGGGACACGUGUCUGAACGGCCUGGUGCAGCUGCUGUCCAACAGAGACGAGUUGGUUGUGGCCGAGUCGGUGGUUGUUAUCAAGAAGCUGCUGCAGAUGCAACCGGAGAAGCACAGUGACAUCAUCAAGCACAUGGCCAAGCUAACAGAUAACAUCCAGGUGCCUAUGGCAAGGGCCAGUAUCUUGUGGCUGAUUGGAGAGUACUGUGAGCACGUGCCUAAGAUCGCCCCGGAUGUCCUGAGGAAGAUGGCCAAGUCUUUUACGAAUGAGGACGACAUUGUCAAGCUGCAAAUCCUCAAUUUGGCUGCAAAGCUUUACCUCACCAACUCCAAACAGACCAAACUUUUGACGCAGUAUGUUCUCAACCUGGCCAAGUACGACCAGAACUACGACAUCCGCGAUCGGGCGCGCUUCAUUCGCCAGCUCAUUGUGCCCACAGAGAAGUGUGGGGCUCUGAGCAAGUACGCCAAGAAACUGUUCCUCGCCCUCAAACCUGCACCGAUCCUCGAGUCUCCAUUUAAAGAUCGAGACCAUUUCCAGUUGGGUUCAUUGUCCCACCUGCUGAAUGCCAAGACUGGGGGCUACCAGGAGUUGCCUGACUGGCCUGAAGCUGCCCCAGAUCCCUCCGUGCGCAACGUGGAGGUGAAGGAGUCUGUUUUUACGCUGCUUGAAAGAGUCACAACAUUAACGAGUGUGCCCGAGUGGACCAAGUGCAGCAGCCGGGAGAAGCGGAAGGAGAAGAAGGUGGACAAGCCGUUCUACUCGGACUCAGAGGGCGAGUCUGGGCCGACAGAGUCAGCGGAUAGUGAGUCGGACUCUGUCAGCGGCUCAGAGAGUGGCAGCGGCAGCGGGGUGAGCAGGUCAGGAUCAGAAAGCGAAGCCAGCGAGGAAGGCUCUGAGUCUGAGGAGGAGGAGGAUGAAGAGGAGAAAGACAAAAAGAAGAAAAAGACAGAAUUAAAGAAGCCGGUUCGAGAAAGUGAAAGUGAGCAGAGCAGUGACGAAGAAGAGAGGAAGCGUGAGAGAAAAAGCAAACCACGCAAGAGCGCCUCAGAAACAGAAUCAGAUGAGGAGGAGAGCGAGUCCGAAAGCAGCCAAUCAGAGUCUGAGGACUCUGAUUCUGAGGUAGAGGUCAAAAAGAAAAAAAAGGCAGCUGAAUCUAAACCUCCCUCCAAACCUGUCAAGAUCGAGAGCAAGAAAGAGAAGAAAGAGAUGUCGCUACUCGACCUGGACGAUUUUGAGCCUGCAUCCUCUCCUCAAGUCACGCCCAUCAACACCUUCCUGUCCAGCAGCCUUGCCACCGACCUGGAGGGCUUGUCUCUGUCCGAUAGUGUUCUCUCCCCGGCAACCAUCGCCCCCUCCAGUGAGUUGAAGAGCUACGAGCUGCUGCACCGCAUCACAGGGGAGGGUCUGUCGGUGGAGUACUGCUUCAGCCGGCAGCCCUUUAGCCCUGACGCCAACAUGGUGGCGGUGCAGGUGCAGUUCACCAACAGCGCCACGUCCGACACCAAGAACCUGCACAUGGAGGACGUGAAGCUGCAUUCUGGCAUGAGAGUGAAAGAGUUCCCGGAGAUUGAGCUGCUGCCGAUGGGUGAGACAUCCACAGCUGUUAUGGGCAUCGAUUUCUGUGACUCAACCCAAGCGGCGAACUUCCAGCUGUGCACUCACACCAGGAAAUUCUUUGUGUCUAUCCAGCCUCUGGUUGGGGAGCUGAUGAGGCCGGUCUUCCUGACUGAGAACGAAUUUAAAAAGGAGCAAGGUCAGCUGAUGGGCAUGAACGAAAUCACAGAGAGGCUGACGCUGGACAUCAAGUGCCGGAAUGAACACGCCAUCGUCCAGCAGGUGGCCACCGCCGCCAACCUCAGCAGAGUCCCCUGUGGUUCCGAUAAAGAGUGCAGGUUCGCCGGCCGCACAGUGACCAGCGGCAGCCUGGUGUUGGUCACCGUGGCGACCAAAGAGGAUGGAGCCGCCCAGCUGACGGUCAACUGCGAGAAGAUGGUGAUCGGCACCAUGCUGGUGAAGGACAUCCACCUGGCUUUGACGCAGUGA
Limanda limanda (common dab) is the source of this 3573-nucleotide messenger RNA. Its product is annotated as AP-3 complex subunit beta-2. The record is from RefSeq and is a predicted model, not a curated record. Gene Ontology annotation, biological process: intracellular protein transport; anterograde synaptic vesicle transport; vesicle-mediated transport. Gene Ontology annotation, cellular component: AP-3 adaptor complex; membrane coat. Lineage: Eukaryota; Metazoa; Chordata; Actinopteri; Pleuronectiformes; Pleuronectidae. The transcript is spliced from 28 exons. Bases 1 to 3573 code for a protein of 1190 amino acids.